UAGAAUUCUAAAAGUACUGGUAAACAUCUGAUUCUUAUUGUUUUAGUGUGGUUGAUUUUACAAUUUCUUGCCACAGAAAAGAUGAAGAAGGUGAAGGUUUUGGUGGUGGGAGGAACAGGGUACUUGGGUCAGCAUUUGCUACAAGCCUAUGCUCAUGUCAUUCCAAAUGCCAAUGGAAAUCCUUAUGCUUUCGAUCUCGCUUUCACCCACCACUCCUCUCCUCCUCCCCACCUUCUCGUCGAUGCCAUUCCUUCCUCCAUUUAUUUCCAAGUAGAUUUGAAAACUGGAGUUGGAUUUGAAGCCAUUUCCAACACUUUUGGUCAGCCUGAUGUGGUUGUCAACUGUGCUGCCAUCUCAGUUCCUCGUGCAUGUGAAAUUGAUCCUGCUACUGCACAUGCUAUUAACGUGCCAUCAUCUCUUGUAAAAUGGUUGCAAAGCUUUGAAAAGAGAAGUACUCUUCUCAUUCAUCUUUCCACAGAUCAAGUUUAUGAAGGGGAGAAGUCCUUUUACAAGGAGGAAGACAUUACUGUUCCGGUAAAUGUUUAUGGAAAAACUAAAGUGACAGCAGAGCAGUUCAUUUCAGAAAAUUUUCCAAACUUUGCAAUUUUGAGAAGCAGUAUCAUCUAUGGGCCACAAACAAUCUCUCCAGUUCCCAAAUCUCUCCCUAUUCAGUGGAUUGAUGGUGCCCUUGCUAAAAGAGAAGAAGUUCAGUUCUUUCAUGACGAGUUCCGCUGCCCAAUUUAUGUUAAGGAUCUUGUAGCUAUCGUACUAGCUUUAACAAGUCAAUGGAUUUCAGAGGGCAAGCAAAUGCAAUUGUUACUUAAUGUUGGUGGAGCUGAUAGGGUUUCCCGUGUUCAAAUGGCCGAGGCCGUUGCACAAGUUAGAGGGCAUGAUACCUCAUUAAUCAAACCAGUGUCUGCCUCUUCGGUUGAUCGAGGUGUGAAGUCCCCAGCUGACAUAUCUAUGGACAUCUCUAGAUUGGUUCAAACCCUAAAAAUUCAUCCUGUUUCAUUUAAAGAUGGCGUGAGAUCAACAUUUGCAACCGAAGCUAGGCAAUGAGGCAACAAAGAUAUCAAACAAGGCAUCCUUGUUAGCAUUUGAGUCUUUUUUUCUUAGCAUUAAGACUGAAAUGUGUUCUCAAUAGCUCUUCCUAUAUUUGGAUUGUUGUAAAAUAAAUAUAAGUAGAAAUCUCAAAAAGGUCCAGUGAAUCGAAUGUGUUGGACCAAAAGGGGAUUAUAAAAAGGGCAAGUUGCAACCCAAGUCACAAAAACAAUCACCAAUUGUCAUUCAUCCCUUUCCCCAGACUCCAACAAGUUGGUUUUGACUUUCCAUCCCUGUCGUUCUCCCAAUCAUUUUCAAGAUACACAUUUACACUCGUGUAAGUAUUAUUAAAAGUCAGUGUAAUAACAUACUGAACGUUUUUAUGCAUGUUCAAUGAUGGGAAAAAUACUCGUGUCAUUACUAUAGGAA
Molecule: messenger RNA, 1470 nt
Organism: Vigna angularis (adzuki bean)
Lineage: Eukaryota; Viridiplantae; Streptophyta; Magnoliopsida; Fabales; Fabaceae
Exons: 6
Coding region: 82-1059 (325 amino acids)
Source: RefSeq, a predicted model, not a curated record